Messenger RNA from Oncorhynchus tshawytscha (Chinook salmon), 2091 nucleotides. RefSeq names its product BTB/POZ domain-containing protein kctd15-like. The transcript is spliced from 5 exons. The record is from RefSeq and is a predicted model, not a curated record. Gene Ontology annotation, biological process: protein homooligomerization. Lineage: Eukaryota; Metazoa; Chordata; Actinopteri; Salmoniformes; Salmonidae. Bases 586 to 1401 code for a protein of 271 amino acids. Gene Ontology annotation, molecular function: protein binding.
UACUACAGGACAGAGAAGAUCUGCGCGACAGUUCUGAGCGGAACCUAUCAUUUUAUAGUUUAAUUGAUAUUGACCGUAGCCUCCUUUAGUAGACAUUGCAUCAACAAGUUACAUUUAUGUUUUUUUUAAUACACACUGCCAGUUAUUAACACUGGUAAAUCCGUUGAGUGAAUUAUGACACUAAUCUGAUACGGAGCAAGAUUGAACCGAACACCGUUACCCGUGCAGCAGACCAGACCGCUCUCCGUUGGAAAUAAACCAUGAUAUAUUUGGUAAAAUCUUAAAAUCAAAUAGACUUGUGAAAUAAGAAACGGGGCAUCUCAUUUUCAUCUUGAAACGAGUUGAGGCGAGAGAUAAAAAGCUGCUCUAUUGUAAACUAAUCCUUGCCCUUCGGGCGUUUGAAUAGCCCAGGGCAAGAAUUCUACUAGCCCUCCUUUUAUUUAGAGACGGACUGGCUUUCUUCUCAUAAAACUCGACGGAUUCAUCAUAUCAGAAAAAGCAAGGCUCGGACAAAGACGGAUAUAAAGCAAACGACGACACAACUGACAUAAACAGAGAUAAAAUCGGAAGGGAGAAGAGAUUCCUAUGUCUUCUGUAUCCGUGUCCUCCCAGGAGGGAAGGUGUAUGUCCAGGAUGUCUAUGAGUCGUUCUCCAGUUUCUCCAAUGAAUGCCCAGGGCAUCCCAUCACCGGCCCAGCUGACUAAAGCCAAUGCCCCAGUCCACAUUGAUGUGGGAGGACACAUGUACACCAGCAGCCUGGGGACUCUCACUAAAUACCCAGAGUCUAGAAUCAGUCGUCUGUUUAAUGGAACAGAGCCGAUUGUACUGGACAGUUUGAAGCAGCACUACUUCAUCGACAGGGAUGGAGACAUAUUCAGAUACAUUCUCAGCUUCCUCAGGACCUGCAAACUACUGCUCCCAGAGGACUUCAAGGACUUCCCCCAGCUAUACGAGGAGGCUCGCUACUACCAGCUGACACCCAUGGUCCGCGAGCUGGAGCGCUGGCUGACAGAGCGGGAGGGCCAGAAGAGCCGGCCCUGCGAGUGCCUGGUGGUCCGAGUGACCCCUGACCUGGGUGAGAGAAUUGCCCUCAGCGGGGAGAAGGUGCUCAUUGAGGAGAUCUUCCCCGAGACCGGAGACGUCAUGUGUAACUCGGUGAACGCCGGCUGGAACCAGGACCCCACACAUGUUAUCCGUUUUCCGCUCAACGGCUACUGCAGGCUCAACUCAGUUCAGGUUCUGGAGAGGUUGUUCCAGAAGGGCUUCAGCAUGAGGGCGUCGUGUGGUGGCGGAGUUGACUCCUCCCAGUUCAGCGAGUACGUCUUGUGUCGCGAGCUCCACAGGGGUCAGUCCAUCGGCACCACCACCACUAUCCGGAUCAAACAGGAGCCUCUGGACUAAGUCAGGAGGAACAGAGGGACCCCUGAGAUAAGAUGUUCAACAACCCCAGUGCUCAUCUCCAGGUCCUAUCUACACAAACACUGAAGGAGGACUCUUUAUGCUUGGGAAUAUCAUGUGCCAAUGGCAAUGUUUAUUGGGCAAGCGAGAUGUGAGAAGGUUGUGAUUCUAUUGAGACUCAAAUAGUCUAUGGAACUCUUUCUGCUGCCGUUUCCAAGGGAAACGGUCAGUCACCUCUGGACUAUUGACAACUAGCAGGAACAAGGAAAUAGCUCCAGUAAUAUGGUGCUCAGGUCCAGCUUAGGUUUCAAUGGGGACUCCUGUUCAAGCCUAAGGAUGGGUCUACUGGUAUGCCAGAUGACCUCCAGUUCAGAGACAUUGUCUGCGUUUAUACUGGCAGCCCAAUUCUGAUAUUUGCCCAAUUAUUGAAAAAGGUUCAAUCUGAUAGGUCAAAAGACCAAUAAAUGUCAAAAGAUCAGAAUUGAGCUGCCUGUGUAAACACAGCCAAAAAUGGCCAUGUCCUGCUCUGCCACAGGAAGAACAUGGCUCUGUGUGUUUGCUGCAUUUCUUGACAACUUCCUACACUGUUCAAUCUGAAUAGGUCAUAUACUGUAUGUGUAGGUGUUUGUACAAUUAAAUGUUAAAUGGACAAUAUGGGGUCUUUUUUAAAAUAUAUAUAACUUUCAUGAUAAA